CUUUGUCGAAUAACGCUGGUAGGUUUACUUUCUGACCACAAGAUGUCGCUGCAGCUGUUCAAUCCUAGCACGGAGUCAUGUGAUCCCACGAAGCCCGACGGUCACUUCUGGUCCAAGAUGGCGGCGCAGAGGAGGAAUCUGCUUCAAAGUGUAAGAGAUACAAAACAUUGGGGCCAUAGGAAAUGAAGGGCUGAGAGGAGCAGAGUGACAGAGAGAGAGGGGAGGGGAAGUGAUAGUGAUAGUGUUGAGUAACGCCAAAGUGAGAAAUUGGGUGAAUGAUAGACAAUGUGUGUGUAAGUGGCAGUGGGUUAAAUAGUGAGUGUGAGAUAUAAAGAUAUAUAAUAAUCAUUGACAGGGGAGGAUACACAAUGCAAACAGUAUAACUAAACUAUAACCCACUGCCAGGUCUAUGCACACACUUUAGGUGAUUAAAGGCUUUAUGCAUGUUGUAUACAGCAUUUUGAACAGCUGCCUACAUAGCACAUUAUUGCCCUGUAAUACAACAUUAAACUGUUAUAUACGAUUUAUUUUUUGCCAGCCCAUUGCCCUUCUUUCAGGUAGACAUUUGUUAGCUCUUUGAACAUUGCCUAUUUUUUGUUGUGUCUUGUUUUUCUUUAUUUUAUACGCGCAUAUGCCCAAAAUCAUACAUUUACUCCAAAUUCUCUGUACAUGUCCUUUUUUCCCCCAGAGAUUUGUUACAAUCCCUAGUUAAUGUAUAAGUAUACAGAAUCUAGAGUAAAGAACCAUAAAUGUGAGAUUUUGGGCAUAUGUGUGUGUAAAAUAAAAAAGAAAAAGAAAAUAUCUGAUGAAAUUUGAACGUCAAGCAGCAUAAAUGGUUGUUUGUCUUUUGUUUUUAUUUAUGCUAAUUAUACUAAUUUACUUAUAAUUUACUUUACAUGAGCUUUUUUUACAGUUAGUAUGAGCAGAAAUUGAGCCUUUCAACAGUGGUUUUGACAGUACUCAUGAACCCAAAUAUGUAGUUUAGUUAGCUACUCAAGGAGCACACCAGGCUGUAUUCUAUGUCUGUGCAUGUGAUUGCUCUAGAUGUAAAUAUGGUGAAUACAAUCCCCCCAGAUUUUACAUGAAACUAAUAGAACAAUCAUUGUGAAUACUGAAUUGAUCAUAACUUCACAAAAUCCUGCUAAUGCAGCUGAACAGAGGCAGCACACAUCAAACCUUAAGUUUUGAUCUAAAGUCCAAUGUAUUUUUGAAAUAUUCAAAAAUAAUAAUUAUAACAAGUCCUGUCUAGAUUGGCUCAAAAUACCCUAGGUUGUUUACAUUAGAAACUUGUAUGUGAUGUGUAAUUAAGUUCUUUUUUAAAAAGCAGGAAAAUUAAGCAGUGAAAAUUCCAAAAUUGUAAAUUUGUAUAUGUGUGUGUGUGUGUGUAUAUAUAUAUAUAUAUAUAUAUAUAUAUAUAUAAUAUGUACACACACUGCAAUGAACCUGUAAUCCAGUGCCGACACAGCCAUUUUCUGCAGCCCAAUGUGCGUAGCAUGAAAUCAUCAAUGAUCUAUGCCUAUUUAAAUUCUUCUUUUAGAGAAUUGCCUCAAUCUACCAAUCCAGUGCUUCUGUAUGAAAAGCGUUGGUUGCAUUUGGCAUCAUGAUGCACUGUGUGAUAACACUGAAUGCAAAGUCUUUUGAAUACCGGAGGGUCUGAAGGAAGAAGUGGUUAUCUGGAUGACAGCCACUAGAGGCGUGUUUUUGUCAAAAUGUAGACACUGCUGUCUUUGCAGAUGCAGAAAUGUUUUAUAUUGUCAGACAGAAAGGGUAUUAUUUGUGUGCCACUAUAUUAAGAUGGUGCUUCACUUGUCCUUUUAUCAUUAGCAGAAAUUGUUUAUACCGUGGCAACAUUAGUAGGUUGAAAUGUUUCAAAAUGAGGCAGACCUAGCAAAUCUGUUGAAAUUCCCAUUUUGAAAAAUAAAAUUGAUGCAUUACUAAUGUGGGCCAAAAAUGUUAAACUUACUGGCACAGCCUACCAAAUUUUAAAACCUUUUUUUGAAACAAUGAUACUGCUCUGUACAUGUGAACACGGACUGGUAAAAUAAACGGAAAACCUAAUCAUAUUAGGUACCACCAAAAUAAGUUCAAAUCAUUUAUUUUGGGGUGUAUUUCUCAGCUGCUGUAGAAUCUGUGGAUAAAACAUUUGGCUCUAUUUUAUCAUCCCCCUCUCCACCACCACAAUUUAUUAACUUCUAUAUUUACACUUAAUUAUUAAUUGUUUGUAUUUAUGUGGUGUCAAAAUAAUGCCAAAUGUGCCUAUAUAUAUAUUAUGUGCUAACAUAUAUAUAUAUAUUAAUUAUAUUAUAGAUUGAGGAAGCCUUUCGUGUACCCAAAAUGCAGGACUGCCAUUGUAUUAAAAUGGUUAAAGAAGCAAACAAAAAAAAGGAAAACAUUAAUGUCACUUAAAACAGAAUAUGUGAUUAGAAAUUGUGCUUUUUUUCCGAUUGUUUUGAAGUUAUAUUGUUUAAAUUGCUGCAUAUUCAAGUUUUGCAUGGUGUAAUACAUAUGUACUGCUUUCAGUAACAAACUGCCAAUACUUGGUAGUUUCUUUCCUCUUUUCAUAUCUCCUUUAUUCAUCUUCUCCCACAGGAGCAGCAGAGUUGGACAGAUGACCUCCCUCUCUGUCAGCUCUCAGGGGUUGGAUCAGCUACCAAUCGAACCUAUAGUAAUGAAGGGAAGGAGGAACAUCCUUGUGAAGACAAUUGGCUAAAAUUCAGGUGAAUUUUUUUGUUUUAUCUUGUUCCUACUGCCACUAAAUCACAUACUGACAACACUAAUGUACAGGACUCAACAUAGCCAACUGUGCUGAAUUCAACAGUAUAUUGGGAUUUCACAAAAUGAAACUGAAGUUUAUAGUAACAGUUUCUCUAUACAUCAGCCUAAAAAAACGAUUACAUAAAUGUUCAUUUCAGUAAGCAGUAUAGCAAUACAUCUACCUCGGAAUGCUUCUAUAAUGGCCAUGUUCUUUUCUCACACAGUUUUGUGAAUAGGAAUCUAGUGAUAGACUGAGAAAGUUGCCUUCCUCAUUGAAGCCUCAGACAUCGCUGGAAGCCAGGGGCAGAGCAGAUGGGUGCAGAACCUCCUGGCAGCAUAGAAAGUUAAUGAAGUUGUUAUGGUGCCCAGAGUGUUCAAUUAAAAUAGUCUAAAUUUAAUAGUUAAAAUUAAAUACACCUGAAACAAUCACAUUAAUGGUAAAAAAUAAAUAAAACACUACACGAUUUGGAAUGGUUACAUUAAAGGGACACGCCAGGCACCAGACCACUUCAGCUAAUUGAAAUGGUCUGGUUGCUGUGCCCCUAUUGCACUUAGUGAUGCAAUGUAAAACAUUGCAGUUCCAGAGAACUGCAAUGUUUAUAUUACAACUCUAAGUCUGCCCUCUGUGGCUGUCUAUCAGACUGCCACUGGGGGCACUUCCCGAUUAAUAACGGACUUUUGGUCGGUUAUCUGACGCUGGACGUCUUCACGGACAUCCAGCGUCAGAUUUUCCCCAUGGGGAGGUCCAAUGCGUGCGCUCGCUGCCGCGCAUGUGCGUUAGGUUUCCCCCGCUUUCUGACAUUGGUGGCGGAGGAGCGUGGGCAGAGCCUGACCCAGCGCCGAUGUCCCUCUUUGAACCCCUACAGCGACAUGGGGACGGGGACGGGAGGGAGGGGGGCACUGCACAAGUUUGUUUUCCUAGCAAUGGAGAGUCCCUUUAAUAUAUUUAAAGGAACACUAAAAUAUGUAUUCCUAAAGCUAAAGUGUUCUGACACCUAAUUUAUCCUCCUACAGAACAGCAAUGUAUUCAGUUGUAGGGUUUAACAGACAGACAUGGCACACAGAAAACCUCAUUAAGAUGACGUGGUCUGGGUGCCUAUAGUGUCCCUUUAAUUUCAUCAUAUCAUUUAAUUUUGAAAAAUAAGUAGUAUAGUUAAUUGUUCAAUAUCUUGGUUGAUACAAAUAAGCAAACAUUGCUAAGUUUUUACUUUCACUAUUGAGGGUCUUUGCAUAUUUUUCAAAACCCACCCCAAUGUGGGAUCACAGCUUGGGGUCAGGUGGCUGAAGGGGUGCAGUGAAAGGUAGGUUUGCUUACCUGAGACUGUCACUCGCUCGCACCUGCUGCCAUUUAUUUCUUGCUGGUUUUAUUCAGCCCCUGCUGCUUCGUUUGCCAGGAGCCGUGUCAGUGCUGUACUCUUACACGCGCAAGAAUAACACUGACGUCUAUGUAGGAUUCAGUGAGACCAUGGAAGCUGCCAUAGAUGAUAUGUUGUAAUGAGAGAGACUAAAGCUGUCACUUGUGGCAGUUGCUGGGAUUGGACAAAGUUGAAAACAAAGCUCCAUCUAUUGUCACUGCAUGUCUAGCCCAGCUUUACCAAAACCACAGUGAUUCCUACUUUGGUACCUUUGGAUUGUGUUGAUAGUUCAAUGUGAUUCCUAUGCAGUCAGCACCAGAAUUACACUCAGAUGAUUUCUUUAUAAACUACUGAUAAGUGACAGAGCUGCGUUAACUGUGCUUCCACAUAACACUUAGUAUCCAUAUGAUGUCACUUGCAAUGUGUUUUUGUGAUCUGUUGCAGGUUUGUUUGUGUUGGGCACUCGUGUUCAGAGUUGCUUUUCAGGGGAGUUUACGUUAAAUGGACUCUGGAAUUCAGAGUGUAGAGUAAAUAUUAAUAAAUGGUUACGUCACCAUGCCCCUCAGCCUGAAAGAAUAUAAAAAAUAUGUACACAGUAUAAGCCAAGUAAAUGCUAAACUGCUUAUGUGCCCAAACCCACUACUAAGCAUACUCUAUUGCUCCCGCUAAAAUGAAUUCCAUUCAGGGCCUUUGAUGAUGCGCCUCACACACUAAAUCUCACCAUGGAAUGCUGUGCAUGCUUUGUGCUUCCUAUAAUUGUUAGGUGGGUUAUCAUGUUUCAGUCUUCGAUUACCAGUUCAGGGCUGUGCCCUACCUUGUGUGCCAAGGUCAGGUCAUACUACCGGUAGUUAACGUGCUUAGUACACUACAUAUUUACUCAUAAGCCUGAGAAAAACCCAUGUGGAUGAAUUGUUAGUCACCUAAUCUUUAAAAUUGGCUACAUCUCAAGGACGUAUUUGGUGUCCUCUCUCUUUUGUUAGCUGUUAAUUAACAUGAAGGUAAAACAUCCAUAUAACCUUAGUCACUUUAGAUAGAAAUGUAAUACCACAUUUUUUUUAUUUUGCUAACAAGGAGUGCGAACUAAAUCUCUUGGGCAUAACAGGAACUGGCAACUUAGCUACCUUUAUCCACCACACCUAUUUGCUUAGAUGCAUUGUUCUCUUGCUUUUCUGGUUCUCAUGAAUAAAGCAUUGUUUUGCCACUUUUUACUCUGGGUUGACUUGGUAACAGAUAGUUUCUUCAUGUCACAGGAAUGCCCAACUACAUUUGUGUUUGUAAUCAAAGUUGUUUAUUGUCAGUGUACAUUUUAUUGUUGUCUGUACUGUAGACGCAGGGAACACAUUUACUUCCUAACUGUGACCCACUUUUGACUGAUAUAAUGCAGCAUCCAGAAGAGGUUCUUAGAACAGCAGUACAAAAGGACUAACUGCAACUAUGAUUAUAAUCACAAAUGUGUGAUAUAGGCAUCCACAGCAAACACCUAACUCAACAGUUCUGUAUCCUUUAUAAAAAACAUUAUAAAAUCUUAAUAAAGAUGAAAUUUAAAAAAAAAAAAACAGUUCUGGGAAGGUCUCGUAAUCCAUUAUAUAUGGCAGCAUCCAGAAGACAGAUCUAGAGCAACGUUAUUAUUUAAAUGACCUGGUUUUUAUCUAUUUUCUUAUGUGUGGAUAAAGUCAAAAAAUUUGGAGAGCACCUAAGUCCAAGGUUUAAAAUGACACUGAGCACCAUAAUACCCUGUGCCCAAUGUCUAGGUUGUGGUGCUAGGAGGUCCCUGUCACUUAGUCUUUGCAGACAGUUGCUUACAACUGCAGGAUUUUGUAAACAUAACUGCAACUGUGAGACUUCCCUUUUUUCUUUUUUCUUCUGACGUCAAAGGAAAACAUUUUAUUUCCUCCUUUGUGAUCCAAACCUGUGUGAGCAAGUGGCACAUCUUGCUUGCCUCUACCCACUUAAGCUGCAGCUGUUCUCUUGGCUAAGUAGGAGAAUGCUGUGCUCAUGGCCAUUCACAAAACCACACAUAGGGCUGUCUGUAAACUCAUAGCAGCAGUGUUAUGGAUGUUAUCAGCUUAUGGAGUUUAUUUCCUCCCAGGAGUGGAUCUUGAAUAAAAUAUUUGUCACUAACUGUUUUCGUUUUGUAAAUCAGUUCAUUAUUUUGAGCAUAUUAAAGGGCUAAUCUAAGCAAGCUAACCAUUACAGUCCAUUGUAGUGUUUAGGUUAUCUAGAGUGCACUGGCCCUACCCUCAGUUUUAUAACAAGAUAAUUUGGAAUAGUUUGAUAGAAACAGGGGCUCACCAGUACAAAGGAACCUCCCCAUCUUGGCUGAAAUAAGGUGGCUCUUUGGCACUAGUAAGAAUUCCAGUUUCUAUCAAUUUAAUCCUGAGCAAAUCAAUAUAAAACAGGGAGACAGGGCAAGUGCAACCUUUCCACUACAAUAAGCUGAGUAUUCCUUUAAUAAUAUUGUCACUUUUCAAGAACAUCAAAUGUAUCUCUAAUUACCAUUCAAAUCAUUAAUCACAAUUUUCAGACCCCUUAGAAAAGUUAGUAUUAAAAAGGCUGCAGAAAACAUGUUCCAUCAGCAGCCAACAAGAAUAUAUGAAGCUCCCUACUUCCUAUGUACAUUCUUUGAAUUUUUCUUGUGUUCUGGAGUCUGCAGUUAGCUAGAAAUCAUAAAUUCAGUUUUCAUAAAAGUAAAUAGAAAAUAAUGCAGAAAAUAUUCAACAGACAUUAUAGUUAGCAUUAAAGUACAUUAUACUGGUACAUAGACCAUUCUUGCACAACCUGAUAACUAACUAAAAAUUUGCAGUGGGAUAGAUAAGAUUUUAUUUUAUUUUUUUGAUAGUUAACAUUGUAUACCUGAGUGUCAAAACUUGUUGCCUGGAAUUUAAUCUUGAUGACUAUCAAUAUUUUUUCCUGGAAAUGAAUCUUGUAUGUUCUUGUCCUGCCAAUAUGUUAAUGUGGUUUCUUGCUUUCAUUAGGGGAGAAAAUAAUAUUUACUUGUAUGGGGUAUUCAAUGGCUAUGAUGGCGCACGAGCUACCAACUUUGUGGGUCAGCGACUGGCAGCUGAGCUUCUGUUAGGGCAGUUGCACUCCGAUGUCACUGAUGCAGAGGUUCAGAGAGUGCUGUUACAGGUGCGUUUUAACACAAGACAGUGUUUGUGUGUUUCUUGUCACCUCUCUAUACAUUUAAUAUAUUAAGAACUAUAAGUAAUGUAACAUUUGAACACUUUACAUUUUGCUGCAUGAUCUUUCAUUUUACAACUAAAACAACAUUCCCACUACGCUCUAGUGGUCAUGGUGACAGAAAUGCACUGUGCCCCCGCCUAUGUAAGGAGCCAACCAUUUAGUAGUGGUUUGACUACUUACCUGCCUCCCCCCGAUUAAAAGACUCAAACUGUUUGACUUCUUACCUGGGAUCCACUGGGAACUAAUCUUGCCUUAAGUACGUUGACUCCUUACAGCCAGCAGUAGUGGUUAUGUUAUCAGGAGUGUCCUGGUACAACCACAUUGUAUUGGUCAUGGUGCUUUUAAUGUUACUUUAUCAGUUUGAGCUCGUUUUUGUGACCCUGCUGUUUCAUUUUUAACUAAAUUUCUCUGUUACAGGCAUUAUGGGAUCUGUACACAGAUUUAUUUUUUUAAAGCAGUUCUUUAUGUCAUGUCUUAUGUGCUCUAUGAAUCCCAUCCCCUUACUGUGCUGCUUGCUAUAUAUAAGACCUUUUCCCUUUGAUCUUUAUUAUCCUGAUUAUCUGCUUGAGGGAUUAGGACUAGGUCAUUCUAUAGUUUACAUCAAUGCAACACGAAAAGGCUUUCUAGGUUUACUCAGCUUUUAGACGUUGACCUAGAAGCUUGACCCUCAUAUAUAUGAGAUUUGCCUAAUACCUUGCUAUGAAGGGUUUAGACUGAAUAACUGUAACAAUCAGUUUGAUACAAGAAAAAAAAAAAUGUAAAAAAAAAAAUACAUUUUGUCAUUUCUUUUAGACAACUCACCCAGUGCUGUAUCCUGUGAAAAUCAUGCUCAGAGAUGAGAAUACAUCUACAAUUUGAAUAUAAACUUGAGUUUGGUUUAAAUAAUUUAAAUUAAAAGCAGCUUGAUUUUAGAAAAAAAAAAUAGCCACGAAAUGUCGAGCUCUUGUACAGUCUGUGGAUAUGGAAGGAUAAGCAGCAACACAGGCAAACCAGGAGUCUCUCUUCCUGGUCAAUGAUGAGUUAAGAUGGACGUUGCUUUUAGCAUUGUUCGGUUUGUUUAAGGCCAUGAAAGACCAUCUAGAACAUUACAGAAUAUUGGCUUUUGGUAUUGAUACUAAUUUAUGUUAGAUUUUUUAUUAUUAUUAUUGGCAUUUACAUAGCGCCAGCUUAUUCCACAGCGCUUUACAGUAUUAUAAAAGGGGAAAAUUUAACAAUAAAUAAGACAAUUACAAAAUGUUACAGGAACAAUAGGUGGACGAAGACCCACCCUGCUCAAAAGAGCUUGCAAUCUAGAGGUUUCUGCAUGUAGUGAUUUCUCUCCUGUUCAUUUUUCUUCCUUAAUCUGUUUAGGCUUUUGAUGUUGUGGAGAGAAGUUUCUUGGAGUCUAUUGAUGAUUCCUUGGCAGAAAAAACAAGUCUCCUAUCUCAACUCCCAGAGGUAUGUAUUUUUAACAUUCUUUCCCACGUGUUUCAGUCAUUCGGCAUACAGAAAUAAAUAUUUUACCAAAAAAUUGUAUCUGUUACAGGGGUGUUGAAAUUUAAAAAAAAAAAAUUACUGGUCCAGGGGUUAAAUAGUUUACCCAAUCUACUUGUCCUGAUACAAUUUUUAUUUUUUUUUUAAAUCAAGAACGUAUUUAAAUAAGGUCUUUGUUGAUAGUAAUUUAGGAAACAGACCGAACAAUACUUCAAUGCAAUUACAACUGCAAGUAGGUAGUGAACUUAAACAGAAUCAAUUCCAAAUGAGAAUUGUAGCUUACUUUAUCUAAAAAUAGAACUAUAAUUAACUGAGGCAACCUCAUCAGGCCAUUUAUAUCAAUUGACAUGCUUGGUUACAGAAAAGGCAGUGCUUACACUGCUGAGCCUACAGGGUCAAUCUCUUUCCUCCAGAACCACUACAUUAAACUGUAGUGGCUCUGGUGCUUUGAGCGCCCCUUUUAAAAGAGCUUUAAUAAAUGUAUUAAAUGUAGCUAUGUAGUGUGUAGGUUAUGCAGUGUGUGUAACGAACAUAGUAUGAGGUGGGAUAAGGAUGUAGUGUGUAUUUGUGUAGGUUAUGUAGUGUGUAGUGAGGUGUGGGAAAGGGAUGUAGUGUGUGUAGGGAACAUGGUCUGGUGCAGUAUAGAGAUGUGUGUGUGUGUAGGGAACACGGUGUGGUGUGGGAUAGGUAUGUAGUGUGUAGGUUAUGUAGUGUGGGAUAGGGAUGCAGUGUGUGUAGGAAACAUGAUGUCAUGCAGGAUAUGGAUGUAGUGUGUGUAGGGAACAAUGUGUGGUGCGGGAUAUGGAUAUAGUGUGUGUAGGGAACACGGUGUGGUGUGGGAUAGGUAUGUAGUGUGUAGGUUUGUAGUGUGUGUAGGGAACACGGUGUGGUGUGGGAUAGGGAUGCAGUGUGUGUAGGGAACAUGGUGUGGUGUGGGAUAGGUGUGUAGGGAACACGGUGUGGUGUGGGAUAGGUAUGUAGUGUGUAGGUGUGUAGGGAACAUGGUGUGGGAUAGGGAUGCAGUGUGUGUAGGGAACAUGGUGUCAUGCGGGAUAUGGAUGUAGUGUGUAGGUUAUAUAUUUUGUGUAUGAAACAUGGUGUUGUGUGGGAUAUGGAUGUAGGGAACACACUAUUGUGUGGGAUAGGGAUGUAGUUUGUAGGUUAUGUAGAGUGUGUAAGGCACAUAGUGUGGGUGGGAUAGGGAUGUAGUGUGUGUAGGGCACAUAGUGUGGGGAAGCAUAGGGGUGUAGGGCACAUAGUGUGGGGUAGGAUAUGGAUGUAGGAUGGGUAGGAUACAGUGUGGGGUGGGAAAGGAGUGACAGGUGGCAGAGCGUGGGAGGGAGGGAAUGACGGGUGACAGGUGGCGCAGUGAGGUGGUGGCAGAGUUAGUGAGGGAUGAAAGGUGGCAGAGUGAGGGGUUGGCAGAGUGAGGGGGUGACAUAGUAAGUGAGGGAGGGGGUGCCUGGUGGCAGAGUGUGGGAGGGCGACUGGUGGCAGAGAGAGGGCGACCCGUGGCAGAGUGAGGGGGUGACUGGUGACAGAUUGAGACGGUGGCAGAGUGAGGAAGGGGAUGAAAGGUGGCAGAGUGAGGGAGGGGGUAAUUGGUGACAGAGGGUGGGAGGGGGUUACUGGUGACAGAGUGACUGAGGAAGGGGGUGACUAGUGACAGAGGGACUGAGGGAGGGGGUGAGUGGUGACAGUGACUGAGGGGGUGACAGAGUGACUGAGGGAGGAGGUGACUGGUGACAGUUACUGAGGGAGGGGGUGGCUGGUGAGAGAGUGACUGAGGGAGGGGGUGACUGGUGACUGAGGCAGUGACAGUGACUGAGGGAGAGGUUGACUAGCGACAGAGUGAGGGGUGUUAGAAAUAACUUUUUUUUUUUUUUUUUUCUGGUGGUCCGGUGGUCUGUCUAGUGUGUGUAGGGCACAUAGUGUGGGGUAGGAUAGGGGCGUAGGGCACAUAGUGUGGGGUAGGAUAGGGAUAAAAUGUAGGGUAGGAAAGGAAUGACCGAGUGAGGGGGUGAUAGGUGGCAGAGCGCGGGAGGGAGUGGGUGAAAGCGUGGGAGUGAGGGGAUGACAGGUGGCAGUGAGGUGGUGGCAGAGUUAGUGAGGGAUGAAAGGUGGCAGAGUGAGGGUGACUGGUGGCAGAGUGAGGGGGUGACAUAGAAAGUGAGGGAGGGGGUGCCUGGUGGCAGAGUGUGGGAGGGAGAGGGCGACUGGUGGCAGAGAGAGGGCGACUCGUGGCAGAGUGAGGGGGUGACUGGUGACAGAUUGAUGCGAGUUAGGGAGGGGAUGAAAGGUGGCAGAGUGAGGGAGGGGGUAAUUGGUGACAGAGGGAGGGGGUGACUGGUGACAGUGACUGAGGAAGGGGGUGACUAAUGACAGAGGGACUGAGGGAGGGAUUGACUGGUGACAGUUACUGAGGGGGUGACAGAGUUACUGAGGGAGGGGGUGGCUGGUGACAAUGUGACUGAGGGAGAGGUUGACUAGUGACAGAGUGAGGGGUGUUAGAAAUAACUUUUUUUUUCUUUUCCUGGUGGUCCGGUGGUCUGUCUAUCCAGUCUGCAGCUCUGCCAGGUGUGAGCUGCAGACUGUGUUGUGUCUUGCGAGCUCUAGAAGUCAGAGAGUUGCCGUGGUAACCCGCGCCAAUGCUUUGAUUGGCCAGAGAUCGCAAGAUACAGCACAGUCUGCAGCUCACACAUGGCGGAGCUGCAGACUGUGCUGGCUGUCUUCCUGGGCAAACCAGAGGGGCCUCGCACCCGGCGGCACACAGGGCAAGCCGCCGUGCCCUCUCCCGAUGCUGGGUCCUCAUUGACCGAGGACCCGACCAGUCACUCUGCUGCAAGCCUGAAGCAGGGCUAAAAAAAAAAAAUAACUACCUGCCCAGCGCCCGAACUGGAAUUGUGCAUCCCUGUGUUAUAUUAUAUUAUUCUGCUAAAUGACACCAUCAUGCAUUUUGUUGCAAACUAAAAUUGGAGAGCUUUAAUGGGAAACAUAACUUUUGUUUUUAUGCUUUUUUCUUUUUUUUUUCUAAUAUAUAUAAACGGGAGCUGCCAUUUUACAGCAUUUUUUAAAGUUCGUGAACAGAAGAUUUUAUGAAAACAUGGUUAAAAAGUCAUUUCAAGCAUCAAAACCACCUCAGCCCACCAGUGGUUAUGAUGUUUGGAGUAGUGGUUAUGAUGCCAGGAGUACACAGGCCAUCUUCCCCGGUAAUGCCUUCUUGCUUCUCGUUGUGCUCCUGGUCUAUUCUGAAGCAGAAUAUACAACAUCCAGAGCUGCAGAAUCCAGAAGCCUAUCAUGUCGGCCAUUCGUUGGCUGAGAACAUCAGCUGACUGUUUUCAGCCAAUGAAAGGGAACCUGUCCCGUCCAAAACUACUUAUGUUCUUUGUAAAGAGCAUGAAAUGCUAUAAAUACAUUUUGCUAUCAAAUGUAUGGAUUAGGUGAAAAACCAAUGUAAAAAUUGCUCUUUCUCACACUUUUUAAUUAAAUCUAAUAUACUAUAUAAAAGCCACGGUACAACCAAACCUGGAGCCAGCAGCAAGGCUCAAAAGAUAGUUAGUAGUCACAAAAGAAAGAAAAAGGUCCUGGCACUCCAAGGCUUAGGUAGGCAAACUUAUUAGAACUACAGUGCCCAGCACCAACGUUUCAACCAAAGGGUCUUUUUCUGUGGUCGAAACGUUUCUGCUGGACACUAGUUCCAAAAAAUGUGCUUAUCUAAGCAUUGGAGUGCCUGGACCCUUUUCUUUCUUUUGUGAUUACUAACUAAAUCAUAACGUCUAUGUCAAUGAUUUUACAAGGGAGAGCAGAUAUGACCUCCCACAAGAGAUUCUUCUGCACUCUCAAGCAUAGCAACCACAGUACAUGGAAAUGCACUAGCCAAUGCUGCUAUCACUUGCUAAGGAGUAUAGGAAUUAAGUGACUGACGUCACUCCGGUCAGACGCCGGCAUGCUGGCAAUGUGUGUCAAAGUCAGUGUGUUGUAGAAACAUUCUCCAGAAGAUGAACUGGAGGUGGGUGUUACACGGAAGUCUUAUACCCACAAAGCUAUGUAGAUGGUGCUGGAGCGGAGGUGAGGUCAGUAUAGCUCAAUAUUACAUUGCUUACAUCAUGUGUCUUGUGAUACAUGAUGUACUGAAUGUAUUUUGGGGCAAUUUAAAAUGAGGUUAUUGAUUUUCAGUAGCAUAAUUUCUGGGAAAGUGAUAGUUCAUUCACCUCAGUUUACUCAUCACUUUCCGGUAAAUGGCAGCAGUUAUUGCAGCUAUCCAGCUUAGUUUAGUUACCAUGGUAACUUCUGUUGUGGACUUUAACCAUGCCUUUUUUUCUGCUGUUCACAAUUAUAGGGAAAUUGUAUUGGCUUAUUGAUUACAAUAGUCAGAUACGUUUGAUAUAAGACUAUGAAAUAUGUUUGAAACAGGACACAAUAAAUUGCCGGCAACAAAGAAAGAAAAUGAUUUGGAAAGAAUGUGAAAAUAAAUAUGUAUCUUACAGAUCUGGAGAAACAAAUGACUGGAGGCCACAUUCCCUCACUCCUUCAGAUACUUUUUUUUGUAGAGAAGGAAAAAAAACAAAAUACCUUUUUUACAUUAUUGGUAACUAACCAGUGAAUCUGGACCCAGUUAUGUGACAUCAUGCUAUUUCAUUGGGUCCCUAUUUUUUCCUUCCCCAUGCAACUACCCAAAAUACAUUGUUUAUUGUUUUGCAUUGCUUUCCUGGGUCUAUUUAAAUGUUAGUUAUAUUGCACUUGAAGAAGUACUUUUGCAGAUGAAAAAUGAGUUGACAAGCAUAUAAAUGUAAUUUGGUUCCCUGUUUCCCUUUUUGAAAGGCUAAGAACCACUGUUUAAAGGUUUUGCCAUACAGUUAAGGUAUCUGAUUUUUUUUUUCUGCGAGCCCACUCUCUGUUCACUUACUUUCCAUCAGUAGUCUGCUUGGCAUGUGACAGUUGCAUUUUGUAGCUUUGUAAGUUUUGUGUGGCACCGACAAAUGAAUACUGACUUCCACUGUGUCUAUGCAUUCAUCUCAUUUAAAUUGAAAAAAACAAGGCGUAUGGUUUGGAAAAGACCAUUUUGGGGCACAUGCUUGUAUACGCAACAAUUGUCAUAAAAAAAAUGGAAUGCAUUUAGAGUUAUAAUUUUCGGUCACAAGCCAAGAGGUUAAUAUACCUCAAAAAUCAUUGGAUCAAUGAGUGUGCAAGGCUAUAAUCUGAGAAGGGAAUUAACAAACCCUGCUAGAAAAGAUCCAAUAAACUGCUUUUAACAAUGUUAUCCAAGUUACAGAUGUUAUAUAACUUUUUAUUGGGUUUAGAAGCUUAUGCUGUUGGCUUUGAGUAGUAGUUGUUGAGUGUGCCUUAAUGUUUAAAAGUUAGAAACAUCAUUUAAAAUACUCAGUUGACAUUUGAAUAAAAGCCAGGACCAGCUGGACUGUAAGUGCAAUAGCAAAACCUCAUCUUUAGAAUUGGUCUAGUAUGGCAUUUGCAGUUUGGGGUAAGAUUUCAGUACCUUAUUGCAAGUAGCGUAUUGCAUUUUUACACACCUAUAUAUCACUUCAACUAGCUGCAAUUGGCAUGUGUCUUGUGAGUCUUUUGGGAAAUGGAAUCAAGUGCUCUAAAAUAUGCUUUGUCCUUAAAGUUUUUAGGCUCUGAUCACCAAUGUUAAUCUCAAAUGUGCUAUUUUUAGUCUAUGGUGGUGCCUCUGAAACCGUAAAUAUUUAUAUAGUAAAUUAAUGCACACACGUUUGUCUCACACUUCUUAGGUGAUGCAAUAAAUGUACAAAAUGGUGCCAUAAAGUACAAUAAAUGUGCAGUUAGAUCUAAAGACCUGGGUGUUUUUUAAUUGGGAUUCAUAUGUGUAAUAAUAAUUGGCAUUUAUCUCUAUAAUACCAACAAAUUCAACUGUGUUAAAAACCAUUCAUAAAAAGCUAUUACUUUGAUAACGACUACCUUAUACAGUGGAUUUUAAAAAACAAUUUAAUUCUAUUUCUGCAUUUUAUCUUUGGGGGUUUAUCUAAAGACAGCUUGAUCUCUUGUCUGUAGCGCUUGCAAACCCUGCAAUUUCUGCCUAGCACAGACUUCAGACACAGGAUCUUCUCAUCAAUUAAAUAUUGGUUACAGAUUUUGCUCUUUCUUUAGACAGACGAUGCAUUAUAUUCGCGGUGAUAUGGUUUGUGUGAUGUUUUAUUUUCUUUAGGGUGCUGUGAAACAGCAGCUUCCCAGCCAGUACCAGAAGAUUGUGGAGCGCCUAAACAUCCUAGAGAGAGAAAUUUAUGGAGGCGUAAUGGUCAUUGUGGUGCUCAUUCUGAACUGCAAACUUUACGUUGCUAAUGUGGGUGUGUAUUUCUCUACAGUAAGGGAGUGGGAGGAAGUCUAUGUCAUCUCAUUCUUUAGAGAAGAUUCUUUAUGUAGAAAAAUUAAUUUAUCAACAUUUUUGAGUAUGAAAUAAUUGUUGCGUAGUCUUCAUACAGGACAAAUGGGAGUAUUUUGUAUUAUAAUUCUGUAAACUGUGGGCAGGGGGGGAAAGAUUGAGUAAUCCUCACUGUAGCUGCCCCGUCUUCCCCUGUGUCGAACCAUUAUGUAAAGAAUCUGUUAUGCAGAAUAUAUUUUGUUACAUAACAUAUAAUUAAAGAGUAGGUUGCCAAUGUAAUGUAAUAAAUGCAUUUUUUUCAAAAAGGGGCCAAGAAUCCAUGUUAGCUGAGCACAUGAUGUUUUUUAAAUAAUUUAAUAACUUUAAAAAGACAAUUUAGGCACCAAAACAACUUCAGCUUAAUUAAGCAGUUUUGGUGUAUAGAUCAUGCCCCUGCAGUUUCAGUGCUCGAUUCUUUGCCAUGUAAGAGUUAAAUUGUUUAUGCAGCCCUAAUGUGACUUGCACAGCCUUUCUAAACACUUCCUGUAAAGAGAGAUCUAAUGUUUAAACUUCCUUCAUUGCGCAGUAUGUUUAAUUUAGAAUUUCUAAUCUCAUGCUCUAAUAGCCUUCUAGACCCUGCAAGAGCCUUGUAUGUGUGAUUAAAGUUCAGUUAAAGCAGGGGAUAAAACAUCUAAAGUAAGUAAACAACUGAUUGAAAACGCAGGCUGUAAUAGUCACAGCCAGGAAAGGUGUGGCUAGGGUUCCAUGGGUAGAAACAAAAUAGAUUUAAUUAAAUGGCAGAGAAUUGAGAAGUGAGACUGCAGGUACAUACAUGAUCUAUACAUCAAAAGUGCUUCAUUAAGCUAAAGUUGUUUUGAUGCCUAUAAGUUUUUACGUAUGAGCUACAACAUGCCUUAAAGUCUGACCUAUAACAUUUAAAUUGGUAAGUGGUACAUAUUUGUAGGGGCUGUUUGUGUGCUCAGAACUUUCCAAUUGAGUUUGUAUGUCUUAUGAAAGUAGUCUUUGAAAAGCGUCUUACCUUACGAGGUGACUACUACAUUUUGAAUCUGUUCUUGUUGUGAACUAUUAGUAUACUUUGCUAAACCAAUAAAUGGACAUGUAAAUUUAAGAUUAAAAUAGCAGAGUUGCAGAAUUCAGCUCUCCUCUUAUCUAUAAAAAAUAAUCUGUAGUUCCCCAUGUUAGGCCUGCAUCUGCCUCUCUGCAGUUUGAGUUUAACACCUCAGGUGCUGGCAUAAUGUAUGUGGGAGAAACUGGCCUAUGGGCUCUUCAGUUGCACGUGAUCUCUAGGAAAUUUUAUUAAAUUGGCAAAAACUAUUUCAUUAGCACCAUGUCUAAGACAUCAAAUGCACAUUGCAUAAAUAAUACCCAAAUUCCAUCCACAUGCAUACCCAAUUUCAGGAUGCAAACCUUCAGUGUUCCAGAAGUGAUAAAGACAUCACUUUACACUCUGUUGAAAUAUAUUAUAGUGCAGUAAACUGCCACAGCUUAACCCCUUAAGGACACAACUUCUGUAAUAAAAGGGAAUCAUGACGGAAUAUUUCCGUCAUGAAAUAAGCUAGGUUAGCUUUAUUAACCUAGCUUAUUUCAACCUGUUAUAAAAAAUGAACUUACCAAAAAUGUUUCCAUGUUUUUGGGGAGGUCUAAUGCGCACACGACAUUUGCCGUGCAUGCACAUUAGAGCUGCUCAUCAUGGGACGGAGGAGGAGGAGGGAGGCAGGGGGAGCGAUAGUGCUGUGAAUACAGCUGUAGUAUCCUUUUUACACCCAUCUCUAAGCUGUCCCCACUCUUCCCAAAGUCUUCUUUGAUUUUUCCCUGUGGGACACAUCUCCAAGCUUCGCAACUUUUAUCAGUGACAUCGGCACACUGGUUUCGUUGCCAGUGUCAGAACAGAGUCACUUCACUCCAUUCCUUUACUCCCUAGCCAGUGUUAGAAGUGCCAGCCAGGUUGUUUUCAUUGCAAUCAAAGCAUAUGUGCUGUGGUUGCUAUGAGUGGAGAACAGAGGGAGCUCCUGUAUUAAUUGACAGCUGGGAGAAAAGACUAUUUUUAAAUUGUGUUUUUUUUUCUCCUAAUCUAUACUUUUGCUAGCAAAGCUCCUAGCACAAUGUAUAGGUAAAAUAAUGAUCAUAUGUUGUUUGGGGCAUGACGGAUGCCUUUUACCCGUCUUCAGAUACCUUGUUUUUUUUGUUCUUGCCUACAACAAACCUUUUGACGGGUAUAUUUUCUUUAACUAAUACCAAAGAGAAGCACUUCAAGAAUCACUGUAAGAGACUAAAAAUAACAUUCUUUAAUGUUUGAUUUCAGGGACCAACCGGGCUUUGCUAUGUAAAUCUACUGUGGAUGGCCUUCAGGUCACACAGCUUAAUGCUGAUCACACAACAGAAAAUGAGGAUGAGAUAUUCAGGCUCUCUCAGCUGGGUAUGUGCUACCUUUUGGUGGGCAAUUGUGGAAGCUGUGUUUGAAGUUAGUUAUUCAGAAGGUCCUCACUACCAGACUUGGCUUUUUUUUAAUUUUUAUUAUAUCUACCAUAACUCCCUUUCAAUUUACAAGUAGUACAAUGAAUGGGGAAAAGGCUUUUUACUGCAACUAAUCCAUUAAGCUCAAGUUCCUGAAUCUGUGGAUACAGUACAAAAACAGCAUGUUUCAUUGUUAUAUAUGUUGUUUGAGGAUUUAUAUAACUACUAAUGUGAAGUAAUCUAUUUUUGGUGGCAUGUCCAGCUUGUCUUGUAGACAGAGGCUGUAGAAUUAAUUGAGAAGUUGUACACCAUUACAUGGUCAGUUGGGUUUAAUAUACACAGUUUGCUCCCCAAAAUGUUGCAUCUGCAAAAAACAGAAUGAAGAAAGAUAUAGUAAAGGCCCCAAUGCGUUGAAUAAAAUGACAUGCAAAUUUACAUCUAACUUUAUCACCAGACUAAAAUGUUAGAAAUAUCUAACCCAAAAUGUUGUAUAUUCAGGAUUAUAACACAUCUACUAAUAUAUGUAUAUAUUCGAUAUACAAUAAUAUAAUUACUAAUAAACCUAACACCUGUAGUAUUAAGCCAAUACAUUAUUUUAUAAGAGGAGCAAAACCUGGUAAAUAAUGGACAGGAUAUAUAAAGUUUCCUACACAGCCCAUUGUCUCGAGACCAUUUUAUCUUUAUUAUUUGUCCAUCACAAUGCAUGUAUUGCCUUGGAAAGAGUUUUUGCUCAUCAUACCCCAACAAUAGAGAUUAUGAAACUUUAACACUGUAGUAGUUUGAACCAAUCUGUUUAACUCCAAGACACUGGCAAAUUAAACAUAAAAUGAAUGCAUUAUUUCGAAUUAAAAAAAGUGGAAUAGAACGUGAAUAAUAUAUGCUCUUAUUUAUAUGUAUUUUGUUUGAGAACUGUAUAGAAAAACAACGUAACCUGUGAUCAAGUGGCUUAUUCACUGAUAGUAAAUUGCGUUAUAUUUAAUAUUUACUUUGUAUGUUAUAUUUUAGCCCUAAUGUAUAGCUUGUGUCAUACACAGAGAUAUUUGAGAGCAGCCUGUUUAUUUAACCAAUGUUUUGCAAAAUAACUGCAUCUUAUAGUAUAGAGUAUAUUAAGGUUUUUCCACCCUUUUUACUUUUCUGACUUCGAUCUUGUGCCUUAGGACUGGAUACAUCCAAGAUUAAACAGGUGGGUGUAAUUGGAGGUCAGCAAAGCACACGCCGCAUUGGAGAUUACAAAGUCAAAUACAACUAUAGUGACAUGGAACUGCUCAGGUGAGAGUACUUUCUGAUUUCAUCAGCCAUUUGAGGUGAAUUUUAGCUCACAGUCAAAGCACAAAAAAAGACAUUUUACUUUUUAAAAGAGGCGCUAUACCCACCGAAUGGGCAGACAUAUGGGCAUCCAUCAAAUCCAUCUCAAUCUGCAUCACCCACAAAGAGCAAGCUUACAAAAUGCUCUUCAGGUGGUACCUAACCCCCCUCCACCUAAAGGCAAUGAACCGAAUAUCCAAUAACCUCUGCUGGAAACUGUGUGGCGAAACCGGCACUUUCCUCCACUGCUGGUGGACAUGCCCCAAACUCACUCCUCAAACAAUUACAACACUCUUAACUAGAAUACUUAACAAGCCAGUACCCCCGGACUCCUGGGCUCUCCUACUCUCUAAACCCAUUGACACCUUCACCCGCAAUGAAAACAAACUCAUUACUAGAAUAGCACUGGCCACACGCAGAGCAAUAGCUGAAACCUGGUCCACACCACACAUACCCACUCAACUCCAAAUAAACACUAAAAUAACUGACAACAUAGCCAUGGAUAAGCUGACAGCGCAAGUUCAUGACACCCCAAAAUCAUUUCACAAAGUAUGGGACCCAUGGCUGGAAGGACACAACGCACUCCCAUGGUGAUACAUAGCUACCACACAACCCACACCGCCAACAUCAAUCCACAACAAGAGACAAAAAUGUCGCUCAUCUAUCCAACCCCUAACCCAAUCCACCUACUCGGAGUCCCGGGGGGUAACCAGGAGGGCAGCACCCCAUCACCUGCCCCUCUGAACACCCCCCCUUCUCUCCUCCCCCACCCCCUACAAACCCACCUCCCCUACCCUACCAUCCCCCUGACUAAUGACCUGACUUACGAGCCAGGCACUGCUGAUCCAACGCUACAUAACAAACCAUCCUACAGCAGCGACCUACACAGACGCCAACCCUCACCUAAAAACGACCACCUACAAUAACCCUGGCAAAACAGACAUACAAGCUAUAUACUAUCCUCCGACGGAGCUAACAAACCGGACCACUCCACAACACAACGUUCUGCAUUCCAACUACAACCUCCUCACUGAAGCACAAAUACAAAUAACACAAACAGAGGAGUUGACUGUAAGAUCCCCGACAAACAGCGGUCCACGAUAGACGGAAUAGUCAACGACACCCCAGCCCAAAGAGCCAGACCCGAAUGCAAACAACCCAAUGUCGUACCCAAUUGUUGUUACCCAAAUAACCACCUUGUUCUUUUCCUCUUUCUGUACAAACGUUCAUAUGUUCAUAUGAAACAUGAAAAUAAAGAAUCUUUAAAGAAGAGGCGCUAUAAACAGGAUUACUACUAUAGCUUGCUGUAGCGCUUUGGUUGCCUAGAGUCCCUGGCAAAAUCCUUUAGUUUAAUUUCAAACUCUGCAUGUUAGCUCAUCUGUAUUAGCCAAUCAUUGUUGUUUUGCUUAGCCAAAAAUUGACAAAUGCGGAAGUGCAGCAAGAUGGGUGCGUUCCCUCAGUAUCUGGAUUACAUUUGGGCUAUAUCAUUAGUCUGGCUAUGUUGCUUAAAGAUCACCUUUAUUAACAUAUUACAAUGCAAAGCAAAUAGUAAUUAUUCAACAUUGUAUUGAUUUCCCUCUGAGUAGGUUUUAAAAUAGUGUUUCAUUUAGUAUUUGCCACAAACUAAAUUGCUAAAAUCCAGUAUGAUUAUUCUUUUACUUUGACCAGCACUGCCAAAUCAAAGCCAAUCACAGCAGAACCGGAGAUCCAUGGCUGUCAGCCACUGGAUGGAGUAACAGGCUUUCUGGUGCUAAUGUCAGAAGGACUUUACAAAGCUCUUGAAGCUGCUCAUGGUCCUGGACAAGCCAAUCAGGUAAUAGUCUGUACUUUUUACGUCUGGUUUUUGUUUUUAAACAUUUCAUCAAUCGUAUCUUCCCCAGUUUCCUAUUCGACCAGUGUGGCUGCCAUAAUGGGAAUCCACCCUAAUAUUUCAAUGGCUAGAUCAUGUUAUUGACUCUCUUACUGGACAUUUUUUCUAUACACAAAAACAUAUUGUACAGCCUGCCUGAUGCUCCACAAUGUGUUAUUAUGGCAUCAUCAGAGCAAACAUCUCCUAGCCUGCCUGAGAUUUGUAGGAGUUAUACUGCGGAGCAACAGCUACUGCAUUAUUAUUUAUAAAUGCCAACAAAUUUGCAGCGCUGUAAAAUAGGGGCGCUAACAAACAAGGACUUGCGACAAGACAAGUUUCACGUACAGGAACAGAAGGUGUUGAGGGUCUUGGUCAAACUUAACAAAUUUCCAUUCUAAGGGUACAUUUAGCUGCUCUCCUUAAGUAGAGAAGAGGGACUGUUGAGACUGCAUGUCUCUCACUCCACAGACCUUCUGAUGACAUUUGCAUAGUGGAAGAAUGUGUGAAUUAAUGGCAGCGAAUUGCCCCUGCUGCCCAGUAUCAUAAUCUCACUUCUGUUACUAAUACUCAGAGAGAUGCUGUGAAGUGAAAUACUCACCAUCUCUACAGCUCCUCUCUUGAUAUUGAACUAAGGAAAUUGCUGUUUAGUAACUCACUAAUCUGGCAGCCUACGAGACAUAUGUCCCUAACUUUAAAUCUUGUAAUAUAAAAAAUAAAUAGUUUUGAAGUGAGUAUUAUGGCAUAAAAAUGUCAUUGAUUCGAGGGGGGCGUGGCUGAUGAGCAGACUAAACGGACACGUUUCUGUGCAGAGAUGACUAAAAUAACGGUUUACCCUGGCUAUACCAUACAGGAGAACGCCAACUUCAUUGCCCCCACCAGCUGACAUAAUGGGCAGCAAAAAUAAGAGGUUCCGAAUAUCUGAGAGCCCCAAACUCCCCGACAUCAGCCUGCUCCGAGAAUUAUUCCCAAGAUGUUUGUGACUAAAUCACUUGCCUAUUCCCCUUUUAUAACAGCCAUCUUUUAUGCACCUUAGGUCAGAUUGUCUGUUAUAUAACUCAGUGCUCACUAUUUUGCAACUGUCGAUUGCUCUUAUAAAUCACCUGACACAAAAUGCUUCAGAGCACAUGAUUUUGAAAAACAACUGAUGGAUGCAGUAUCUGUGUUGGACAAUAGAGCUGAUUUGUCUUUGGUUUUCUGUUUGAAAUCAUGUCUUACAAACUACGCAAACAUAACAUUCUGCAUCCUGUUGGUAAAGUUGCGUAUUUCUCAGAUCCUUUUUAUUUUAAUUUGCUGUUGGCCAUUUGUAAAAAGACAAGAAGCAUAUUUAAAAGCUUACUGGAAUGUUUUCUCUCUAAUCUCUUAUUCUGUUGCUUCAGAGGUUCUGCCAUUGCAUUUCCUUUUUUUUCUGGUUCCAUCACUCCACAAGUUGAGCCAAGGUUGGGACACCAAGCCAAGGCACAUGGCCAACUGCUUGUCCGUUCCUUGAGUUCUAGCUAACUUCCUCUUUCCUGAGAAGGCAUGCAUCAGCAAUAUUUGCUAGUCUCCUGCUCCCCACUUACUGGGAAAAUUUUCUGUCAUUUUUGUGUCAUGUCUUAGAAGUUUUGGCUAGCUGACUUGAUGUCUCAUUGUAUCAUGCAGACCAUGAACCAAACUCAGUAGCAUAAGCCUGUGUAUGAUCACCGCUUUGGGUUCCCAUUAAUUAACAUGUCUAAACUUUAGAGCUUAAAACCGUUUGUUCUUUGAGCAUAGGUUGAUUUAAAUGGUAAGAAACUUCACCCUUCUGCUGAAAUUGUCAUGACAUGUUCACUUUAAGGCCUGCAGACACCUACUGGUCAACCAUAUUAUAGCACAUUCAUAUUUAUUCAGAAUCCCAUCUUGGACUCUAAAGAAUCAUCCCAAUGGCAUCUGGCUAUAAGAAUUAAAUAUUUCCAUACCCAAGUUUUAAAUUGCUAGAAAUAUAUACAUUCAAUCCAGCCUAAAUUCAAAGUGACUAUUACUGUUUACUUUUAGUAUGGCAUUUAUUUGACAUACAUUAUCUUUUUUAUUUUCGUAAUUUUUGCAUGUAUUAAAAGAUGUAUAUUAAACUUCGAGAAAUCUAAAGCUAACCCCUUAAGGUCAUAGGCAAUUGUUCAAGUCCUGAACUAAAAAAAAAGCCCUAGAAUUUGCUUUGUGUGUUUGUUUCACCAUAAUUUAAGGGUUUCUUUUAAUAUCCUACAUGUAUACUUAAUACAACAUAAAAUGUUGUUAAAAAAUUUUUGGCGGCCUGUCAGUUUUACACAUCCAGUGCAACUAUAGAAAAAGAAUUCAAAAUAUAUUUAGUUCUCGUAGUUAAGUACCUCAUAUGUCUUGAAUAUAAAUACAUUUUGGUAGUUAACUUUAAAACUAUACCAUAGAAAGUCUGGGCUGGGAGAAAAGGGGAGGGCUUGCAAAUGCUCCAGGCAAGAGAACUGUAGCUUUUUCAAACUGUUUUUAGAUAUACCUCCAAUUAUAAAAAUGGAUAAUUAAAUACUUGCAUGUUUUCUACUAGACUAUCUUUCUCUCUUUCUUUUUUUUGCCUUUACAAGUGAAUGUUGCUUGUACUUUUGAAUAUGAAAUUUGUUAGUUUUUCUUCCUAUUUGAUACGUUUUUCCUCAUGUUUCUCCAAUUUGUCAAUAACCAUAGGAGAUAGCAGCAAUGAUUGCUACAGAGUUUGCCAAGCAGGUAUCGUUGGAUGACGUGGCACAAGCAGUUGUGGAGAGGGUUAAGCGAAUUCACCAUGACACAUUUGUCAGUGGUGGGGAACGUGCAAAGUACUGCUCAAAACAUGAAGAUAUGACUCUGCUUGUACGAAAUCUAGGCUACCCACUGGAGGAGGUUACACAACCCACCCUCACACCUACUCAAGGUACCAAACUGUUGGGGUUUUUUUUGUAUCUUCACUUCACUUCAAACACGUUCUUGUAUUUACCUUUGCCCAUUUCCUCUGUUACUAGGUGGCCGGAUAUAUCCUGUUUCUGUGCCAUACUCCAAUGCACAGAACACUAGCAAAACAAGUGUCACACUCUCAUUGGUGAUGCCAUCACAAGGAACAUUGGUGAAUGGAACACACGGUAGCAGUUCAACUUUGGAUGGGACCACUUCAACCCUGUAAGUAUUUCCCGUCAGUUGUGCAGUUUGAUAGCAAUCCGGAAAUUAUAAUAAACUGUCUUCUGUUAAUAAAAGAUAAACAAUUUAUCUUAAAGUGUUCUACAGCCCCCUCCAUUUUUCCUCAGAGGAACUGAAUAUUUACACUUUGUUAGACGGAAUGACAUCUGAACUCUGUUUCCCUGAAUUCUAGAAGACAAGCAUAAUAAAUUAUGAAAAGUUGUUCACACUUAAUUAGCUGUACUGUCAUGCACACUAUAUUCACCAAAGUACUCUCUGAUACACAUACUCAAUUAACCAUAUUUUGCAGUUACACAAUAAGUUACUCUCUUGCACAUAGCAAAUUAACCACAUAUUUUCACAUAUAACUAGCUUCUCUCUCUCUCUCUCAAGCACACAUGCAUAACUAACCACUCGCCUACACACACAUACGUAUGUGUAGCCACUUAAAUACACGUUUACAAUCAUGCAUGGACACGCUCACACACGACCAACAACUCACCUGCGCAUGCAUACAUGUAUAAAACAUUUUAAGUCUGUUCAGAACAUUAUUAUAUGUAUCUCGUAGCCAUUUCGUAGGCAGCUAAUAGACAUAUGAACAAAUACCACAUCUGUCUCUUUUAAAAUACCUGCUUUGAAUUUAAAACAAACCCAGUAAGGUAUUCAUAGAUGGGGAGGGCAUUAUUUGGGUAGUACAUAGUAUAUGUUGAUGCCUGAACAUCAUGUACUCACUCCAUCACUCCUAUGUCCUUUGACUUCUUUGCACCCUCAUACACCUUACUGGCAACAGUGACUUGGGCAAGCACACACCAAUAAUAUUUCCCUGAUAAUUACAUCUUCCAGUUGCAUGCAUUUGUGACUUAAAGGGACACUAUUGGCACCCAGAUAAUUUCAAGAAAAAACAGAGUAAACCACGCCCAGUAUAUGUGUACAAAAUGUUAUACGUACAUAGGUCUUCAAAUGAUUAUACACAAUUGACCUCAAAAUGAGAAGAAAAGACAAAAUAUUAGUGCAGCACAGUAUGUAAAGCGCAUAUGUGAUAAGUAGAUAACCUUAGGUCACUUCCACUCACAUUUUAUUGCGCUAACUUAGAGCUCUGCGGUUUUGCGCAUGUACGGAACAAUCCCUGUCUAAGGAUAUAUAGUGAUGCAGUCGCCACAGAUGCUUCAAAAAGGUGCAGUGUGCAGGAUAUAUGUGGAGAUAAAUACAGGAAAAAAUUCCAAUGGUGAAGUAAGUACUGAUGGAAAAUCAGAUGACAAAUAAGGUAAUGUACUUACAUUUACCAGAGCAGGACCUGCUCUGGUGUAAACAGCGUGGGUUGUAUAAUCCCUACCUUACGAUAUGAUGGUACCAGGAAGCAGUAGGUAAAUAAAUUAAAAGGUAUAUAUAUCUCUUCAGACAGUUCUGACUAAGCCUUGGAGAGGCGAAAUGCAUCAAGUGGGACUCCUAAAAGUAUUUUAUCACUGUGUUAUUGUCUUUUUGUUUGGUUAAAUAAAUAGUAAAUUUUUAUAUAUAUACCUUUUCAUUUAUUUACCUACUGCUUCCUGGUACCAUCAUUUCCUAAUGUGAAAUCCUAACUGUGAGCGCAGCCAUUGCCGCGCAUGCACAUUAGGACUCACCCGCCAGCAAGCCGAGGAGGAGAGAAGAUGGACCCGAUCCAGCACUGAGGGACUUCUACACAGGACCCAGGUAAGCGACAGAAGGGGUUUUGCACCAAGGGAUUGACAGAGGGUGCUUGACAGAGAGGGAAGCUAUGGUGCCUGGCACUAUGGUUUCCCUUUAAGCACAAACCAACCAAGAAAAUGAAAUCCCUCUCCAGAUCUCUUCUCUAGGAGAACUUAAAAAGGGAAUACAUUUAUAUUUUUAUUUUGAGCACACAUUCAGUUUUUGUAGUCUUUUCAGACUGAAGAAUUAAAUUAUCAGUAAUAUUUCAAUGUGUGAGUCAGGGUGCAUUUGAUUUAAAUCAUGGUUUUUAAACCUAAAGAUUAAUUGCUGGUUGUUAUAUUUAAUAUUUCUCAACAGAUGAACAUUUCAUAUUUAGAAAAAUAACUUUUAAGAUUAGUUUAACAGUUAUAUGAAUGGAUUUUGUUAUAUACCACUAGCAAUACACAGAUAAUGCAAGGUGAACUAACAAUCAUAUAUUUGCUGAAACAUCAAUGCUUGUUAACUGAAGUAGUUAAACAAAGUAUGUUUAAAGAAAAAAAAAAAAACACCAUAAAGUGUUACUUGAAUCCUUAAAAAUUUAUUGUUUAAAAAAAAACAAAAAAAAAACGAAUGCCAUUUUGGGUUUGCCCUUUUACAUGGGUCACUGCCAGACUCCAAGCCUUCUCUGAUGCUGGGUUAUAUGUAUCUAGCUUCUGCAGAAGUUACAUGCCAGUCCCACCUGUCAUUCAUUGGCAGAGAAUGUCAGCUAGAAUGAAUGAACCUCUGUACAAAGAAUAUGCACACAAUUGACAUUAGCCAGCUUGGAACUCUUGUUCUGGGUUGGCUCAUGACAUAUAAAUACUGUUGCCGGAGGUGGAGUUACACCUCUGACAGCAAUAUAAAACAUAUUAGUAAGUGCAGAGUUUCAUAUUAAAAAAAUAUGACUGCAGAGCACUAUGACCACUUCAAAUAACUGAAUUGGUCAUUGUACUUGGAAUAAUUCUUUGUGGUAAGCUGUUUAUUGUGUGUACAUAGAUUUGCAGAAUAACAAUGGGUUUAAGAUCUUUUUCUGAACUUUGUUAAUUUUAUAACAUUUAUUUCUGUGAGAAGGUGCAUGUUAUUUGUGCAGACACAAGUGCAAAUAACUUCAAUUAAUGGAAUACAUUUAACAAAAAUGUAAGAUUUUCAUCCAGAAGUAUUUUAUUUAAAGAAAUUCGAUUUAAGCAAAAAAAAAAACAACCAUAACAUCUGUGAAUCUCACAGGGAUCUUUGGUGAGUUAGUUUGCAAAACCACCAGUUAUUUCCUUUUCCUGCAAUACAAGAUAAGUUAUAAUCUGCCACUAUAGACAUGACACUUACCUCUGACUGCAGUAAAAGUAUGUAUAAAUAAACAAGUGGGCAAAGAUAUAUUGCAUAUUCCCCACCAGCAGAGCUGGUGCAUCCAACGGGAUCCAUUCCUGUAGACCAGGCUGCCCCAAACUCCAGCCCUCCAGAUGUUGCUGAACUACAACUCCCAUGAUUCUCAGUCCAUCUAUUUCAUUUAGAGAAUCAUGGAAGUUGUAGUUCAGCAACAUCUGGAGGGCUGGAGUUUGGGGAAGCCUGCUGUAGACCGUUAUAGGUUGUGUCCAGGCACACUGUCAGCAGCUUUUGGUGUGCAGACCUGAGAGUGUCAGUUUCUUUUGCCUACUGAUAUGAUUCUAUUCCGAUUGUACUGUAUAUUCUCUCAAAGUACUAUGUGACUUUAAAGGGACACUAUAGGCACAAGGACAACUACAGCUUAUUGUAUUUGUUCUGGUGAGUAUAAUCAUUCCCUCCAGGCUUUUUGCUGUAAACACUGUAUUUUCAGAGACAAUACAGUUUUUACAUUACAGCCUAGGAAAACCUCCUCUGGCCACUCCUCAUAUGACUGCUAGAGGUGCUUCUUGGGGCAGUGACUGCCAUUCAGUGUCUCCACCCUCUGCAUGCAGACAUUGAACUUUCCUCAUAGAGAUGCAUUGAUUAAAUGCAUCUCUGUGAGGAAAUGCUGAUUAUCCAGGGCUGUGUUUGGCCUGUGCUGGCUCUUCCCCUGAUCUGCCUCAUUGACAGUCUUUGCCAGUCCUAUGGGAAAGCAUUGUGAUUGGCUCAGAGAAUCACUUCUGAUGAUGUCAGCCAAGCAGCUAGAUCAGGGGCAGUCAUCAGCUGCAGACUUGAAUGCAGAUAAGAUUUUACUAUAUUUAGGGAGAUCAGGAGGGCUAGAUUGUGGGUUUUAACACUAGUGUCAGGAAUACAUUUUUUUGGUGCUAAGAGACCUUAUGGCGCUAAUAUUUUUUAUUUACAUCAGGGCUCAACAGAAGUAAACAGGCUCUCAAAGCAAGCCCCAAAGUAUGGGAAGUAAAUCUAACUAGUCACAGGGUACUUAAUCUCCACCCAGCAUAUACACACUAAAGACAAAUAAAGCAUAGCUCCAAUGGCACUUAUUUGGCAGCUAUAUAUUUGUGAGACUACCAUAUAGUAUACAGUCCCACAUGAUUCCCAAGUGUAAUAUAAAGCAUCUAUCACUUUACUGCACUGUUCCCACAUAACCUGCAGCACACAUUUCAUCAUGAUGAUUUCCAGGAAACAUUCAAGAAUGUAUAGAGCUUGUGAAACAUGUACCUUGUUAAUAUCGGUUUACAUAGUAAAUAUGUGAUAUAUUUUCCUGUGAUGGCUGCUGCUUAAAGCAAACUCUUGUGUGUAUUCACAUAAAACAGUGUACACAGACAAGGGUGAUACUGCAGAUUUGGAGUUUGGUUCCCUCCAGAAAUCAUCCUUUUUCCAUUGGUGUGCAUGGAGGAAGUAACAAAGAUCGAGAAGACCUUCAGAGAUAAUACACAUGGGAGCUAUACACAUGGGAAAAAUGUAUUGCCUGCUCAUCCCCUCCCUAUUGGGACUGUGAUUGUUACAGUGGCCCCAGUGCUUUAUUUAUUCCAACUGCAGUUCCCCUGUCAAUGACUUUACAGAAAAUAAGAAAUUGGAGCCAGACAGUGCUUGUGGAGGGAGGGGUGUGUCUUUAUUCAGUGUAACAGGGCAUCUAAAUUUGUAAUGGUAGGUGUAAUGCAGUGAGAGUUCUAUGAUAGUUAAUAUAUAUAUAUAUAACAUGGAACGGUGUAUGGAUGAUGAAUAGUACGUUUAAAAAUGCACAACUGAAAAAGACAAGAACUGCAAUGUAUUGUUGAUGUGUUAAAACAUAAAUAUCGUAACAUAAAUCGCUAUUAGUGUUUGGCAAGUGGAAAAUUAGCCCUGGCAAGGAGAAACUCACUCUUAGUGAGUAUGUUAUGCCUGGCAGUGGCAAGUAAUUUUUAUGCUGGUGGCAUAGGCCCUGCAAAUAUAAAGGUCUUUUCUUUUUUUUUCUUUUUUUUUUUUUUAAAGAUAACUGUGACUGAAAGAUGGAAGGAUAGACAAUAUAUAUGUAUAUUGGGAACUGUUCAACAUAAGUUGUAUGGGCAAAACAGGAAGUAAAUAAACUUACUAUUAGUAUUGCAUUGGAAUGGAACAUGCUAAAUGGAAAUAAGCCCUAAUAGUGGGUAAGAGCCAUAUGGGGAAAAAAAUGUGGCCCGUGGCUAGCGGCUAAAACAUUCCAGUUCAGUAAUUCACAAAAAUAUAAUGGUUUCAUCCUGCAAAUGUUGAGAGCUGUUUGUUUCUUCUGUAAAAUAAAGCAAAUUUUAACACACAGUUUAGGAAUUUGGCUCCUCAACAGCAGCUUAUUUGCCACCAGAACUAGCAUGUACAGUGUUACAAAAAAGCAUAAAAAUAAACAACAAUAAAUGAUAGUUACCCAGGAUACCCUGAUACUCAGAAGGUAGAUGGACAGGCUGUCUCCCAUACCUCCCUGUUGUAGUAGAUGAGAUAUUAACCCUUUAGCUUCUAGACCAGGCAUCUCAAACUCUGGUUCCCCAGUUCUACAACUCUCAUUCUUCUCUAUGCAUCUAUGGCAUUCAAAUAAUUCGGGGAUUUGUAGGUCAUAAAUAUCAGUAUGGUCAGAGUUUGAGGUCCUUGUUGUAGGCCAUACUCACUGCAUUUCAACACCAAUAUCACUGGUUGUUGUUGUUUUCUGAACAUUACCCUCACAGAUUAUAUGUUGUUUUUUUCUCAGUAGAUCAUAAAAGUUUAGGAAAUACGUUUAGUUUGCAAAAUAAAUUAAAAAUACUUUUUAAAAUCCACCAUAUAAAAUGCGAAAUAAGGAAUUUUUAGUGCAAUUUUCCAUAAUGUGUACAUGAGUGAACAACCACAUGGGAGGCAUUUUAUAAAUUACUUCAAAAAUACAGAUUUUAAUUAAAUAAUGACUCAUUAUUGCUGGUUAUCUCAAAUAUGUGCAACCAGGUGAAAAUUUUAUAUUUAGAAUAAUAACUUUCACAUUAGUUUAACAAUUAUAUCAGAACUGGUUUUGUUAUAUACUUUUGAGAAAUUCAUAGAUAAUGAUAACAGCAUUGCAAGGGGAACUAUUUCCAGUUUAAUAUGUUAAUAUUUCAUGUUUGGAUAGCAAUGUGAAGGAUUAUUCAAAGCAUCAUGACCGCUUCAGUGAAUUAAAGUGGUUAUGGUGCUUGAAAUCUGUAUGUGCUGCACUUUUUAUUUUGAAAUGCUGCACAUACAGAGUUUAACCCAUCUGCUGCUGGAGUUGUAACUCCACCUCCACAGUGUCAUCACUAGCCACCCCAGGGCUUGCUAUCGUCAAUCCUUAUUUCUGUGCACAGAAUUAUAUUCAUUGGCUGAGCGUGGUCAGCUGACGACCUCAACCAAUGAAUAGUUACUGAAUCUGCUUCUGUCAGAAGAAAGUCAUCUAGCUGGAUAGGUGACAGAAUACCAAGAGCAUGGCAGGGCCCAGGUAAGAGGAUAACCUGUUGCUAAAAGAUUUGCUUCAUUACUUAGGAACCAGGCUAGAGUAUUCCUGGCAUCAUAGGAGGAGUGGCAAGUGGAGGUAUCCUUAGGCUGUAAUAUAAACACUGCAUUUUCUCUGGGAAAAAAAAAACUGUGUUUACUGCAAAUAGCCUGAAGGGACUGACUAAACUCACCAGAACAACUACUUAAACGUUGCUUUAAAGUCUUUUUCGAACAUUUCUUAUAUAAAACGUGCAUGUUAUCUGUAAAGAUACAAGUUCAAUUAACUUGGAUUAAUGGAAUUCAAUUUCUUUUGUAUAUCAAUGUAUAUUGAGUUGUACAUACGGCAUUACCAUAGUAAGUUGAACAGUAUCAGAGUAUUUAUAAACUCUGACAUGAUACUGUGUUCAGAUGUGAGUGUCAGUGCUAAGGAUAUCCAGGUAAAACAUAUCUACAGUCCUAUUCAUUACUAAUUUAACUUAAAUGUGAAUCAUGAGAGCCUCUUACUGCUCGGUUUAAGUGUAUAAUUACAGCCUCUGCGUUUACAUAGAUAUUGGAGUUCUCCUAAUAUUAGAAGGGAAGGAAGGUAGGGGGAUGGGUAGACUUUCGGGGGACAGGAAGGAAUCAGAUCUGGUGGGUACAGCUUCCUAUUGUAUGAGGGUAUGAAAAUCUCUUGAGUCUGUGAAAAGAAGGCCAGUACUGCAAAUCUUGAUCUUGCAUGAUUACGUGCAAUCAUUUUUUAAUCUUGUGAAUAAUAUUUGACUCACUUUAUGUACACUAUUUUUACAGGUAUAAGUAAACAGUGCUUAGUAGCAACCUGUACACGUUUGUACAAAGAUAUUUUCUUUUGUGUUGAGAAGAAUACAGUGCAUUCAGUUUAUUGCCUUACCCCAAAGGAUAGAAUUGAUCAGAACAUUGUGUUUUAAGGAAUGCCACUUUAGGAUUCAGAUCCAGGGCUUAUAUUUAACAAUAGAUAAUUAAACGUUAACCUUCUUUUAAAAAAGUAUUUAAGAUUCUGGUGCUUGCUUACAAGUCCCUGCAUAAUGCUGCUCCAACCUACCUAUCCUCCCUAAUACACAAGUAUGUCCCGUUGAGGCCCCUGCGCUUUGCCAAAGACCUACGUAUAUCCUCAGUCCGUUGCCUCCAAGAUUUCUCCAGGGCUGCACCUCCUCUGUGGAACUCCCUUCCCUUCUCCAUAAGACUUUCACCCAGUCUCCACUCACUUAAAAAAAUCAUUGAAAACUCACUUCUUCAAGAAAGCAUAUCAAUUAAACUGUUAGCAGGUUUUUAUCCCUUACCCCCAUGACUCCUCUCCUGCAACUGUCAAAAUUACAUACUAAGCCCUCAGUGAAUACUUUUCUAACAACUUACUUCGUACCCCUACUUUUACCCUUCGUGUCACUAUUCCGCUAGUAUACUCACUCUAGAAUGUAAGUUCAUUGAGCAGGGCCCUCCACCUCUCUGUUCCUGUACGUCCAGUUGUAUGGUUACUAUUACAUGUCUGUUAGUCCAACCAUUGUACAGCGCUACGGAAUCUAAUGGCACUAUAUAAAUAAUAAAAUAAUAAUAAUAAUGUUCUGUCUAGCAUUCGUUUUAGUACACAAUUUGACUUAUGGUUUUCAGAAUGUCUGCAUGUGUACAGGUUGCACACUCCAUUCCUGCCCUGUCUUUAGAUUAGCACCCACUUCCAACAUGCUCGCUCUGCGGGUGAACAGGUUGAAUACCCCUUGACUGCUUUGUCUGUGGAUUGAAAUGCUGACCACACUUUGGCUGGUCUGUCAGCAAAUGGACAGCUUGUCCAUCUCCUGCCUGCUCCAUCUAAAGAUGAACAGUUUGACCACCUUCAUUGUACUCUGGAUGCAAAUGGUCAGUUGGCAAUCUCGUUCCCUCCCUAGCGUAGUGUAAUUUAUUUUUUUAAAUCACCUAACAAUUUUGUAAUACACCUAUUAACACCUAAUUUCAUGGCAAAUAUUAAUUAUGCUCUCCCCUCCCAGUACCAUUCAUUAUAACAAUACUAUAAUGCAGGGGUGCCCAUGAGGCUUUGUCAUUCUAAAGGCGUGUAAAGCAUCAUGGGAGUUGUAGUUCUACAACAUAUGGGGAUCUACCUUUUGUCCACUACUGCUAUGACGCCUUAGUGUAUUGUUUGCCAAUCUUUUAACCCCUUCAGACCAGAGGGCGUACUAUUACGCCCUAUUAUAGGCGGCUCUAAACGCCGCCGGGCGUAAUAGUACGCCCUCCGGUCUUUCGGUACUUACCCGGUCGCCGGCGAUCCCACACCGGCUAUCGCGGAGGGGGGGACUCCCAGGGAGCCCCCCGCAGCACGCCCGUCCUCCUCGAAGCCCCCCGGCCAUGUGAGAGUGGGGUCCUUGCGAGGACCCCACAAUCACAUGGCCGGGGGUAGCUGCCUCCUGCAUUGCCAGCAGGGGGACUGCCUGUAAUGACAGGUGGUCCCCCUGAUGGCUGAAAAUAAAAAUAAAAUAAAUAAAUAGUGUAAAAAAAAUAAUAUAUACUUAGAUCAUAUAUAUAUUACAUAUAUAUAUGAUCUAAGUAUAUAUAUAUAUAUAUAUAUAUAUACACAUAUACAUACACACACGUACACCGUCUAGGUGUAUUUUACUAUUAAUAUAUAUAUAAUUAUAUAUAUAUAUUAUCAAAUUACACGUAGACUGAUACUGAUUAAAUAUAUAUAUAAUUAUUGUUAUAUAUAUAUUUAUAUAUAUUAUAAAAAAAAUUAAAAUGUAAAUACGUUAAAAAAUAAAAUUACAAAAAUAAUUAAAAAUAAUUAAAAAAUAUAUAGAUGUGUGUUAUUUCGUUCUAACUGUAUUGUGAAAUUAAUAUAUAUAUAUAUAUAUCAAAAUACACGUAGAACAAAAUAAUAUAUAUAUCUAUAUACAUAAAUAUAUACGUAUAUAUCACUAUAUAUAUACCUAUAUAUAAAUAAAAAUAUUUUUAAAAAUUAUAUAGAUAUAUACAUAUAUAUACACAUACGUAUAUAUAUAGACAUAUAUUAAUUCUACAUAUAUAUUUAUGUAAUAUUUUUACAUAAUUAGGUAUCUUAAUUAAUUACAAUUAGCAGGACCUGCCUGACAACCCAUGCCGAAAGUAAAGGGAAUUUAAUUUGCUAGCACUAUAUUUAACCCUAUAACUUUCCGAGACACCAUAAACCUGUACAUGGGGGGUACUGUUCUACUCGGGAGACUUCGCUGAACACAAAUAUUAGUGUUUCAAAACAGUAAAAUGUAUUACAACGAUGAUAUCGCCAGUAAAAGUUACGUUUUUUGCAUUUUUCACGCACAAACAGCAUUACACGGACAAUAUUAUUGCUGUGAUACUUUUUACUGUUUUGAAACACAAAUAUUUGUGUUCAGCUAAGUCUCCAGAGUACAACAGUACCCCUCAUGUACAGGUUUUAUGGUGUUUUCAAAAGUUACAGCGUCAAACAUAAGGCUUGCGUUUCAUUUUUUACACAUUAAAAUUCGCCAGAUUGGUUACGUUGCCUUUGAGACCCUAUGGUAGCCCAAGAAUGAAAAUUACCCCUAUGAUGGCAUACCAUUUGCAAUAGUAGACAACCCAAGGUAUUGCAAACAGGGUAUGUCCAGUCUUUUUUAGUAGCCAUUUAGUCACAAACACUGGCCAAAAUUGGCGUUUUUUGAAUUUUUCACACACAAACAAAUACUAACGCUAACUUUGGCCAGUGUUUGUGACCAAAUGGCUACUAAAAAAGACUGGACAUACCCCAUUUGCAAUACCUUGGGUUGUCUACUAUUGCAAAUGGUAUGCCAUUAUGGGUGUAAAUUUCAUUCCCGGGCUACUAUACAGUCUCAAAGGCAACGUAACCAAUCUGGCGAAUUUCAAUUUCAAAUGUAACGUGCUAUAUUUGACCCUGUAACUUCCCAAAACGCCAUAAAACCUGUACAUAGGGGGUACUGUCUUACACGUGAGACUUUACUGAAUACAAAUAUGUGUAUUUUAUUGCAGUAAAAGCAAACAGUAUUAUGACACCGACCGUUAAAAUGUCAUGUAGAACUAAAAAUUUUUUAAAAAAUCGUAUUUUCUCCCAUUUUUUUCAUAUUAAAUUAUGUUUCAUAACUGAAUAUUUGAUAUUAAAUGAAAACCCUGUUUCCCCUGAAUAAAAUGAUAUAUAAUAAGGGUGGGUACAUUUACUAUGAAAGAGUUGAAUUACAGUUGGACAGACAUGUAGCGCAAAUGCCAGGUUUUGUUUAAAUUUUGUUUUGUUCACAGCGUGUACAUUUGGCUCCGUCCUUACGGGGUUAAGAUUGAGAUCAUUCAAAAGUAUAGGAUAGGACCCAGGACACUAUGAAAUUAAUAAUGUGUUAUUACUGAAACUGUAUAUUUUAAUGUAUUUACAUUUUUAUCAUUUUUACUGUCACAUCUUUUAGACAAUCACCAAGUGCUACUCUUCAGUCCACCAACACUCAUACUCAAAGCAGCAGCUCUAGUUCGGAUAGUGGUCUCUUCCGCUCUCGCCCUUCUCCCUCCCUGCAACCAGAUGAGGACGGUAGAGUGGAACCUUAUGUUGAUUUCACCGAGUUCUAUCGGCUUUGGAACGCAGAGCAUGGUGACCCAGGAGCUGCAGUUACUGCUCAGUGAAGUGAACAAUGCAUGAUUUGGCUUCUAUUGCUGGAGACAAACCAUCACACAAUGACAAUGAACAGUCUAGCCUAACAAUCCUCCAAAUGCUUUUGCUCUGGUUAAUCGCUGCAAGAGAUCUACCUCCUGGUUAGUGGGGUGGAAAAAACUCUUCACACGUUUUAUUUUACAAGGAACACCACACAACUAUCCUAAAAAGAAAUUCCAUCCAAAUUUUUGUUGUCAAACUGCAUUUUCUUUCAGACAACUCAUUCCCUUAUUAGAGAAUGGCACAACAGUAGGAAAAUAAUUGUAAAACCCCUAAGUUGCAUUAAUACCUUUCUCCUGCUGCCCACAAGUUGAUGAUAUAUGUGCUAUUUACUGCAGGCCAUGCCUUGCUUCCUGCAGAGAUUCUCAUACCACUCUGGGCCUAUAAACUGUCCAAUGGCAUUCUUUCACAAGGCUGAUAAAAGACUGGAAACCGUACAGACCUGAAUAGUCAAGAUAACUUUGUUAUAUCCCUUGUGAAAAUACACAGGAUGACAACACAGGACUAUAAAUGAACAUGUCAUAUAGCACUGAUUUAAAAAGUUAAUAAUGUAUGAAAGCCAGAUUUGUUGUCAAAGUUGGGCAAUGUUUUAUGCCAGAGGCUUUCAGAGUACAAUAAGCCCCUAAUAGAUAAACUAAUGCCCAAAUCUCUUAAAUAGCCUAUUGCUUAAAACUAACUUUUUUUUUUUUUUUUUAAAGGGUCUUCAGAAAUAUACUUUCAAGGAAAACUUAUUCUGAAAGAUGUAUAUGUGUUCAUUUGUCAGUUACUUGAUUACUAUGCCUUUUUCACCUGUUACUUCCUUAGUAUGUGGUAACAUACAAGUUCAUGUUUCUUACAGGAAUAACCAAUCUCCUUGAUCUCUAACAUUAUAGUGUACCUGAUACAUGGUUACAGGUGACCUUAAAAUGUUGAGAAUUGUAUAAAUAUGUAAGGGAUUUUACAACGUAUCUUGAGACUAUCCCAUGUUUUCUAGUCUACAAUAGCCUCAAACUGCACUUUAGAGCGUGAGCCAAGGUGACGGUUCCACAAGCAGUGUGUUUCAUUCUAGCUUUCACAUGGACUGAUAUAAAAGUCACUUUAUUCGAAAGAUGAAAAGUAAGUUAUUACAAACAAGAAUUCUGAUGUGUCACUAGAGCUAACAUUCUAGAUUUCAGUCACUGACUAACAAUGAAACGCCUGGAUUGUGGAACAUGUAUGCUGUAAAUAAAUAUUACCUCAGAACACUUUCAUACGUUACAUUCAACUGAUUUCACAGAAUAAGAUAAAGCUUUAAUUCCUGACAGAGUGGACAUACUCCCUCAAUAAGCAAUCAGUGUGAUAUCAAGGCAAACGCAGAAUAUGUUACAAACACAGCCUGAUUGUUAGUUACAGUAACAUUCAGAUUGUUCUGUAAGUUGUAGCUUGGCUUUUCAACUAUAUAAAACCGUAUAAAUAUAUAGUAAGAUUCAUUUUCUGUCAUCACAUUUGGUUUCCCAUCUCCGCCCAUUAUUAUGUGCAAAUACCGAUCUAGGAGAUUACACAAAUGUGUAAAUAUGUGUAUACAAUAAAGUAUAUGGUAUUGUUUACAAAUCUGAUCAUGUUUGUCUCUCCAUAAAACCAAGUAAACUUGUAACAC
This is a messenger RNA of Pelobates cultripes (western spadefoot toad), 36582 nucleotides long. The record is from the annotation of a GenBank genome assembly. Lineage: Eukaryota; Metazoa; Chordata; Amphibia; Anura; Pelobatidae.